CGCGACCCCACAAAACCCUCUUCCAGAAGCAGCGCGGCGGCAGAGACCCAGUUGGGAAAUUCGGCGGCCUUGCCCCUCCUCGCAAGCCAUGGGGUUCAAAUUGCAGCAGUGGGGAGUAGUAGUCAGACCUGGGGAGACAGUGAAGUGUAACCCAGGAGAGUUCUGUUUUCGUGUUUCACAGAUAGCACUACAUGCUGGCAAGGGGAACGGAGAUGUGAGAAUCUUUGUGAAAGUUGAUGACAAAGAAAUUCUGCUUGGCACCCUUUCAGAUGACAAAUACCCUCACUAUAUAACUGAUUUGAAUUUCGAGGAGUUUGAGCUACUACACACCUCAGAAACAAGAAACAUCUCCAUUAUUGGAUUCAAAUACAGCAAGCUCGGGAGAAAAUAUCAUUUCCUUUUUUUCCUUUAUUGCAUCUUUACCAAAAGAAACAAAGUAUUAAUAUUUAUGGUAUAUCCUUUGCUGUACUUGUACAUAACAAUUGUUGUUUCAGAGUCAAGAAUGAUUUAUGAUAAGAGCAAAGAUACUGAAAGUGGUUCAGAAAAGCUUGCUGCACUAAACCCUGUUGCUACUCAGUCCUCUACCUUGGAGGAGAAAAAGGAUCCUGAGAAACUGCAAAAGAAUGUCGGUGCCUCUGAUGAUGAUGAAAGUGAUGAAGAUUAUGUUGAUUCAGAAGAGGGUGAAUCUAAUGAUAAUGAGGAUUCCAGUGAUGAGGAUGAUGAUGAGAUUUCAGAUGAAGAUGAUGACAAAAACUUCCCAAAGCAUGCUAAGGACAAUAAUAGACCAGCAGAAACACCCUUGAAGUCACCUCCAGGGAAGAAGGCCAAGAUGACUACACCAUCUAAGAGCAACAACACCGGCAGUGGUACCGGUAUGAGGAGUGGCUAUGUCCAUGUGGCCACCCCUUAUCCAUCCAAGCACGUGAAGAACAGACCUUCAUUGCUCAAAAAGAAGACACCUUCAACCGGUGACAGGCCUAAGCAACCUGCUGGUAAUUAUGCCUGCGAGUCGUGCAGCAGGACUUUCUACUCCUACAUCGCUCUGAAAACUCAUUGCAAGGUGAAGAAGCAGAAGCGUAGUCCUCACAAGGCGCAGGGAUGGGACGUUAUGGGUCGCAGGUCGGAAAGUGCCCACGUAUCAAGCCCAUUACGGAAAAAACGAUACGAGCCCAAUGGGCUGGAACAGAAUUCGCAGUCCCAGACACCCAGUCACAGCGGCCAGCGCUCUCCUUCUCACUCGUCUCUCUUUCUCUUCCCAUUCUUACCCCCGCUCCCCUCCAACUCAAGGCUCCAAGCGGCCGCUCCCCAAAACCCUCUCCCCCUCCCGAAGCAGCGCGGCGGAGAGAAGCCGCUGGGGGUUCCGGGGCGUGUCGUUCCUCCUCCCCAAGCCAUGGAUUUUGCAAGUUGUAAGCACUGGGGAGUUCUAGUCAGACCUGGUGAGACAGUGAAGUGUAACCCAGGAGAGGUGUAUUGUCAUGUUUCACAGAUUGCGUUGCAGGAUGACAAGGGGAAUGAGGAUGUGAGAGUUUUUGUGAAAGUUGGUGGCAAUGAAAUUCUGGUUGGCACACUGUCAGUUGACAAAUACCCUCAGUGUAUGAUUGGUUUGGUCUUUGAGAAGGAGUUUGAGUUACGGCACACAUCAAAAAACAGCAACAUCUCUGCUCUUGGUUACAAAUUCUGCGAGACAAAAUCUUAUUCUGACACUAGUACUGAUGAUGAUGAUGACUCUGAUGAGGAGGUUCCAUUAGCUAUUCCACUAUACCCCAAUGCAGAUGAUGAUAGAAGCAAACAAACUAAAAGUGGUGUGGACAACCCUGCUUCAACUCAAUUAUGUAAACCAAAGAAUACCUUGGAAGAAACAAAGGAUCCUGAGAAACAGAAAGGUGAUGUUGGUGGCACUGAUGAUGAUCACAGUGAUGAAAACUCUGUUCAUUCUGAAGAGGGUGAAUCUGGUGAUGAUGAGGAUUCCAGUGAUGAGGAUGAUAGUGACAGUUCAGAUGAAGAUGAUGGUGAAGAUACUCCAAAGAACAUUAUGGGCAAGAAUAGGCCAGCAGAAACACCCUUGAAGACACCUCUAAAGAAGGCAAAGAUCGCAACGCCUUCUAUGGGAAACAAAACUGGCAGUGGCAGUACUAAGAGAAGUGGCUAUGUCCAUGUUGCGACCCCUUAUCCAAAGCAGGUGAAGAAGACACCUUCAAUCAUUGACAGCUCUAAGCAAUCCGCUGGCUAUUCCUGCAAGUCGUGCAGCAAGACUUUCUACUCCUCUGUUGCUCUGGAUACUCAUCGCAAGGUGAAGCAUAAUGCUCAUAAGUGAGCUGAGCAUAAUGCUCUGGGUUGGUGUUCGAUGACUGAAUUGUGUGACUGGAUAGUGCUGUAAAGUUGUGUUUCUUGCGUUGACUGCAAAGGCGGCAUCACAACAUACGCCAAUCUUUCAGAACUUGUUAGUGCAAUUACAGUGCUGUUUUCUGCCAAAGGCUCAGAUUCUUUUGUAGAUUGGCGAAUGAAAGCUUUUCUUGAAGAAAGAGACCCUAUUGGUAAUUUGGAACUUUGCCCAUUGUUACGGUGUUUGUUCUGUCUGCCAGGUGCCAAGGCAGCAAGGCUUAAAUUUUCUGUAGAUUGGCGUAUGAAAGGUUUGCCCAAUGAGAAUAAUAUGUUUGUAAUAGAAGGUACUGAGAUGUUAUCUACAUAUUGGCGAUGCAAGAUUA
Molecule: messenger RNA, 2705 nt
Organism: Setaria italica (foxtail millet)
Lineage: Eukaryota; Viridiplantae; Streptophyta; Magnoliopsida; Poales; Poaceae
Exons: 19
Coding region: 89-2314 (741 amino acids)
Source: RefSeq, a predicted model, not a curated record